Messenger RNA from Ziziphus jujuba (common jujube), 1844 nucleotides. Its product is annotated as two-component response regulator ARR14. Gene Ontology annotation, molecular function: DNA binding. The coding region runs from base 14 to 1597 and encodes 527 amino acids. Lineage: Eukaryota; Viridiplantae; Streptophyta; Magnoliopsida; Rosales; Rhamnaceae. The transcript has 5 exons. Gene Ontology annotation, biological process: phosphorelay signal transduction system; cytokinin-activated signaling pathway. The record is from RefSeq and is a predicted model, not a curated record.
CUUUCACAAAAGAAUGGGUAAGGUUGAUCAGCAAAUUCUUCCUUUCUAUACUCAUCCUUGUGCCAUGAGUAAUGAGGAGGAGUUCAACUUAGCUGAAUCUAUUAAGAUAUUUUUGCCUUUAACCAAAGAAGUUAGGGUUUUGGUUGUUGAUGGUGAUGCUGCAUGUCUUACUCUAGUUUCAAAAAUGCUCCUCAUCUUUGGUUAUAAAGUUUUGACUGCUACAACAGCAGCUGAUGCAUUUUCCAUCAUCAAAGAGAAAGAAGAUGAACUCAAACUUAUUCUGGCAGAGGUUCAUUUGCCAGACAUGAAUAGAUAUGAGUUCAUUGAGAAAGUGACACAAGUUUCCAAAUUGCCUCUUGUCAUUAUGUCUGAUGAUGAUGAUGACAUUUCAAUGUUGGGUGGACUGUUCAAAGGGGCUACAUUCUAUCUUGUCAAGCCAGUGACAUUGAACAAUAUGAAAAACCUUUGGCAGUUUGCUUACAUGAACAAUAAAGAUUUACUACAAUUUUCAGACAGUGGGGAGGAGAACAACAAUAAUAUUGUUCAGAUUGAAUCACAAGGGGAGAAUGCUGCUGCAGAUGACGAGGUUAGCAAGGACAAAAGAAAGAGGGAGGAAGAGAUCAGCGACAACAAAGACGAGGAGAUCAAUGAAGAUAAUGAUGACUCAAAAGCUCCAAAGAAGGCAAAGCUAGUUUGGAGUGAUGAACUGCAUACCAAGUUCUUGCAAGCUGUUAAUGCAUUAGGAAUUGAGGAUGCACAUCCAAAGACCAUACUUCAGCAUAUGAAUGUCCCUGGAUUGGCAAAAGAAAAUAUUUCAGGCCAUUUGCAGAAAUAUCGAAUCUCCUUGAAACGGGAACAAGAUGCGAUAAUGCUGAAGAGCAUGAGUAGAGAUUGUUUUGAUGAACCAGGUUUUGCAUCAUUCUCUUGUUCAUCAUCGUCACGAAUAUUUAAUUUACAAGAAGGAACAUUUGUCCAAUUCCCAAACCACUAUUUCUCAUCAACAACAACUUCAUCUAAGCCACAAUUUGGAGUCCCUUUUCAGAAGAAUCUGAUUACUACUACCACUACUCACAUAUCUAUGCCUAAUUCCUUUGAAUAUUCUGCUUAUUAUAAUCAUCAUCCUAAUCCAGAUUAUGACCUUCUAUACUUGAUGAGUACUGGUACUAGAAAUGAGACAUUAUUUGCUAUGACAUGUAAACAAAUAAGCUCUAAUCCUACAGGAAUGGGGAUCACAAAUAAUAGCAUGGAAUUGGCAGGUGGGAUUGGAAUUGGAGAGUUCUGGGAGAGUAAUUUCAUUAAGAAAGAAGAAGAAGAAGAUAUUUUCAAUGGGAAAAUGAGUUUUUCCAAUGUGCUUGUUUCUGAUUUUGGGAAUGCAAAAGAUAUUCCAACUCUGUUGGAUGAUUCUGAACAACAAGUAGAACAAGUGGAGCAAAUUCCAGUGCUUUCAACAACCACAACAACAACACCACCAGCACAAUCAGAGAAGCAAGAAAAGAUAGACAUUUUUGGUGAAAAAAGUGGAGAAACCGAGCUGUUUGACUUCACAAAACAGUCAACUGUAGUUUUCCGGGAUGAGGAUUUGGAUGACUUCUGGUAAUUAAUUAAAUUAGUUACUAGCUAGUUGCUCUUAAUCCAACAAUCUAUUUAGUACAUGAUAUGCUUUUAUAAUAAAUUAGGGUAGUUUCAUUUAGGGUUUUUUAAUUUCCCUUUUGUCUUUUAAGUUGUUGAUCAACUAGCUUGGACUUUAAGAUUUGCCAAUUGCCAUGAACCAAAAAAGAGAAGCAUGAGUUGGUAAGGCAAAGCGAGAACGCUAACAAUCUAAUGUUGUUGUCGAGUUUGUAAAA